CUUCCUCGUGCAAGCAGCCCGGCCAAGUUGCAGAGUGCCGCUCAGCCUCGACCGCGCGGCUGCCGCUUGACGCCGGGGGUCCCUGCAGAGGAGCGCCCGCCCGCCCGCCAGCCUCCAUGUGCGUGUCCGCUGCGUGCUGAGAUCGCGCCUGUCCCCCCUCCCUCACCCCCUUUCCCCCCUCCAUCAAAACGAAGCACGGAACUGACCAUGUCCAAUCCUAACCACGACCCCUUUUACUCGUCCCCCUUCGGACCCUUCUACCGGAGACACUCGCCCUACGUGGUGCAGCCCGAGUACCGGAUCUAUGAGAUGAACAAGCGGCUCCAGACGCGCACCGAGGAAAGCGACAGUUUGUGGUGGGACGCCUUUGCAACAGAGUUCUUCGAAGAGGACGCCAUGCUCACGCUGUCCUUCUGCCUAGAAGAUGGACCAAAGAGAUACACGAUUGGCCGGACGCUGAUCCCCCGCUACUUCAGCACGGUGUUCGAGGGUGGCGUGAGCGAGCUGCACUACAUUCUUAAACACUCCAAGGAGUCCUUCCACAACUCGUGCAUCACGUUGGACUGUGACCAGUGCACCAUGGUCACCCAACAUGGCAAGCCCAUGUUCACCAAGGUUUGCACGGAAGGUCGUCUGAUCGUAGAGUUCGCCUUUGACGACUUGAUGAGGAUCAAGACGUGGCACUUUACCAUUCGGCAGUACCGAGAGCUCAUCCCUCGUAGCAUACUGGCCAUGCAUGCACAAGACCCUCAGGUGCUGGAGCAACUGUCUAAAAACAUCACGCGUAUGGGUUUGACCAACUUCACCCUCAACUACCUCAGGUUGUGUGUCAUCCUGGAGCCCAUGCAGGAGCUCAUGUCCCGACACAAGACGUACAACCUCAGCCCACGCGACUGUCUCAAGACAUGCCUGUUCCAAAAGUGGCAGAGAAUGGUGGCGCCACCAGCUGGACACCCACAGAACUUCAAAACGGAAAUAUUCCCCACCAAUCACAAAAAAGGUCGCGCCAAAGCUGAGCCCGCCCGACAGACCACUACCAAGCGGCGGAAACGGAAGAACUCAGCCAGCAGCGCCAGUAGCAGCGUGGGCGCCGCCACAGGCAAGAAGCGCAGCCCGGCUACCAACUUCAGCCUCUCCAGUCAGGUACCUGACGUGAUGGUGGUGGGCGAGCCCACGCUGAUGGGCGGCGAGUUCGGCGACGAGGACGAGCGCCUGAUAACGCGUCUGGAGAACACGCAGUACGACGCCACCAACGGCCUGGACGACGACGACGACUUCACCGGCUCGCCGGCACUGACCAACAACGGGCCAUGGAGCGGCAAAGCGUCCAAUGGCGGCCCCGACGGCAAAGCGGAGAAUGCAGCGCCGCAGGCCUCGCAGUAGAAGUGACACAUGCAGAACAUUGACAGCAGCAAUAGCCACCCUGCCAGGACAUUUUAAAAAAUGUAUGUAAAUGUAAAAAAAUAGCAAGGUGUGGACUUGGAAAAGCGUUUGGUGGACUAUCUCCGCUGUGAUUGGUGGACUAGCGUCACAUGAUAUCACAAAGUGGAACUGGAAGAAAGUUUUGUUGUUUUUAAAAGCACCAGCUGACAUUGUUUGAAGCCACUGCAGUCACUCUUGCUUUUUUUCUGUUUCAAAUUAGCAGGAAAGAACAGUCCCUUUGUUUAGGCAGCAGAGCACGUAAUACAUCCGCCUUGCAUUUUUGAGGCUUGGAUUCAAAUCUUGCCAUCUCAAAAACAUGCAUGUUAGGUUGAUUGAACACUCUAAAUUGAGCAUAGGAGUGAAUGAUUGUCUAUAUGUGUCCUGUAAUUGGACAGAAACCAGUCCAGGGUGUACCCCACCUUUCGCCCAAAGUCAGCUGGGGUAGCCCCGCCCCCAUACACACAAUGGUUGCCGCCAUUUCCAUGCAAAGCAGUUGGAUUGGGUCUCCCACUCUGUGGAUUUGUCUUUAAAAAAUGGGCUUUUCUCCCUUUAAUACUUCCAAACUGCAUGAUUUUAUAGGGUUUAUUUGAUUUGAUUAUUUUUGUUAAUUUCAUAUACGUGCUUUAUAUUAAAAAAAAAAAAUGCAACAAUCUUAUUGUCCUCUAUCAGUUUGGCAAGGUUUGUAAGUGUAAAUAGAAGUCUAUUUUGAAAGCAGUUGGGAAACAGCAGCUGUUUUGUUUUCUAUGGAAAGUUCCAAACUAUUCCAGGAUGGGUCGAAAUGCCCCCAAUCCUACCCUCCGCCAACCUGUUUUAGCUAGUGCACAACCAAAGCAAAAAUACAAGACGGCCGCAGGUGCAUAUCAAAGCAAAGGCAUGCUGCAGAAAUGCCACGCUGUCCCUUUCAUUGUGUUCACAAGACUUCUUCAAUUUGGUCUCGGUGCGAUUUACUCUACCUGCAAAAAUUAGGACUCUUCUCUAUUCUGUAGAAGCGGAAGAAUGACAUAAUGAAAUGGCAAGUUUACAUUAUUGCAGGUAAAAUCGGGUCCAUAACAGCAUGUUAAGAAAUCCACUACACACAUGAACAUGUGCCAUCAUUGCCGGGUUAUGUGUAAAAGGGAAAGGCAGCUCUGUUACGACAUCUCUGUGGUCCAGGAGCGGAAGCUCGUGGCAAUAUCCCACCUUUGCGUGGUUCUUCUACACACCAAAAGCGGAUAAUUGUCAGUUUAUCUGUUGUAGCUCUGAUGUUGAAAUAUUGCAGUAUCUUUGUGUUGAAACGGGCUACAUCUUUGCUAACUUUGUGAACCAGUAGCCCACUUGUAGACUGAAUAGAAAAAACUGGCUUUUUUUUCUCCCCAACAUCAAAUGAGGGUAGAAACCCGACAGAUCGCAGGAUAGCGCAGACAACCGCAGCAAUAAUAUCUCGCUGCUAAGGCUCCAAUUUGGCCAUUUUGCAGGCGCUCCAUAUGAAAGGAGGCUUCUCGGUUGAACUUUUCUCAAGAAGACAAAAGGUGCAUGUCUUCACAUGACUGCUUAUUUACUUGUGCAUUUUCUUUUUUGUGAGGAAGCGAAACAUACAUUUCUGAAUAUGUUUGAGGCUAGUAUUAUUAGACACCGUUUGUACAUUAUAUAGCAGAGGUGUUCUGUGUCAUAUCUGAUGUCUGGUAUGUAUGCUUUACCAUUAACUUGUGCCAAUAAAACCGUGCUUACAAAUAA
This is a messenger RNA of Syngnathus typhle (broad-nosed pipefish), 3135 nucleotides long. Its product is annotated as LIM domain-binding protein 2-like. Lineage: Eukaryota; Metazoa; Chordata; Actinopteri; Syngnathiformes; Syngnathidae. The transcript is spliced from 9 exons. The record is from RefSeq and is a predicted model, not a curated record. The coding region runs from base 208 to 1383 and encodes 391 amino acids. Gene Ontology annotation, molecular function: LIM domain binding. Gene Ontology annotation, cellular component: transcription regulator complex; nucleus. Gene Ontology annotation, biological process: positive regulation of transcription by RNA polymerase II; negative regulation of transcription by RNA polymerase II; nervous system development.